Molecule: messenger RNA, 2005 nt
Organism: Prunus avium (sweet cherry)
Lineage: Eukaryota; Viridiplantae; Streptophyta; Magnoliopsida; Rosales; Rosaceae
Gene: TBL27
Product: TRICHOME BIREFRINGENCE-LIKE 27
Cellular component (GO): Golgi apparatus
Molecular function (GO): O-acetyltransferase activity
Source: RefSeq, a predicted model, not a curated record
UAUCUGAAAAAGUUAAGGAAAAGCACAAGCAGAGUACCACAUGUUUCCCACAGCGCGAGAAGACAACAACAAUCACAACGCCAAUGGUUUGGAAUUAGUUGGCAAACCAGAGAGAAAAUGGGAUUCUCAGUGCUACUUUGACUGAAUCACCCCACAAACAAGCAUCUCUCUCUCUCUCUCUCUCUCUCUCUAGAAGCUUAAGCCAACCCAAGAAAACAACACUUUCUUCCUCUCAGCUUUCCCAUCAGAUAGCAUUCUAGAAAAAGGGUAACAGAGCCGGAGAAAAAGAAGAAAGAAAGAGGGUUUUGAGAUGGGUACAAUUACAAGCCCAUUCAAAGACCCAUCUCAUCACUCUCUUGCCAGAAAGCUCUUACCUUAUACCAUCUAUGUCAUCCUCCCCAUUGCUGUCCUUCGCUUAUACUUGUACACCCCCUCUCUCCCUCAAUCCACAGAUCAGCUCCCUCAUUCCACUGCCAUUACCAUCAGCACCACCUCAUCAUCUUCUUCUUCUCCUUCUUCAUUGCCUCCUUUUCCUUCUUCUCAAGAAGUAGAAACAGGUGAAGAAACUCCAUGUGACUACACCAGUGGGAAUUGGGUCCAAGACAAGCUGGGCCCUUUGUACAAUGGCACCACCUGUGCUACAAUCAAGAAAGGACAGAAUUGCAUCACCCAUGGGAGACCUGAUUUGGGCUAUCUCUUUUGGAGGUGGAAACCCAAGCAAUGCCACAUACCAAGGUUUGAACCCAACACUUUUCUCCAAAUCCUUAGGAACAAACACAUAGCAUUUGUGGGUGACUCCAUGGCCAGGAACCAAUUGGAGUCUCUUCUUUGCAUGCUAGCCACUGUCUCUCCUCCCAACCUUGUUUAUACUGAUGGUGAGGAGAACAAGUUUAGAAGAUGGCAUUUUUCUUCUCACAAUGUCAGUGUGUCAGUUUAUUGGUCACCAUUUCUUGUGAAAGGUAUUGAGAAAUCACAAGAUGGUCCAAAUUACAACAAGUUGUAUUUGGAUCAAGUUAAUGAAAGGUGGGCAGCAGAUAUGGGUCAAAUGGACAUGAUUGUGUUGUCUGUUGGGCAUUGGUUUUUACAUCCAGCAGUUUAUUUUGAGGGUGAUUCAGUUCUUGGCUGCCAUUACUGCCCUGGUCUUAAUCACAGUGAGAUUGGUUUCUAUGAUGUGCUGAGAAAAGCCAUAAAGACUACCCUCAAGGCCAUAAUUGAAAGGAGAGUUGCUAAUGCUAAUGGCAAUGGGGUUAAUGUAAUUGUGACAACAUUUUCACCUGCACAUUUUGAAGGUGAGUGGGACAAGGCAGGGGCUUGCGCCAAGACCAAGCCUUACAUGGAGGGAGAGAAGCAGCUUGAAGGAAUGGAUGCUGAGAUGAGGCAACUUGAGGUUGAAGAAGUAGAAGCUGCUAAGGCAAAUGGUAAAAAAUUUGCAGGGUUUAGGCUGCAAGCAUUGGAUGUGACCAAAUUAUCACUGAUGAGGCCAGAUGGUCACCCAGGGCCUUAUAUGAAUCCAUUUCCAUUUGCUGAUAGGGUUCAAGAGAGGGUCCAAAAUGAUUGUGUUCAUUGGUGCUUGCCAGGGCCUAUAGACACAUGGAAUGAGAUAAUGCUAGAGGUUCUGAACAAAUGGAAUAAUCAGGGUCGGUGAAUUAAGGAUGAGCAAAAUGAGUUGAUGCAGUAUCAGAUCGGUGGGUCUGUUUCUUUCAAACUUAUUCUCAAUUUGGGUGGUGGUGGUUAAUAGCUCUGAGAGAAAGCCAAAAGAAGAGGAAGACAAACAGGUAUUGAGUUGAGUGGUUUUGUUUGGGCUCUCUCCUGCAAUGGAAGAAAACAAGAAGAUUUAAAAGAUCAAUGGCACGUAUUAUAAUCUAUAUAUGUUUUGGAAGGUAGUUCCAUUGUGGUCUAUAUAUUGUACAAAUGAAUUCGUUUGGAAGAAGUGGGAUAGAAUUCUUAAAAGAUCAAUGGCAGUUCCUGAGAAUCCAUAAUGUAAACCUUGCCACGUUGCCUACAA